Messenger RNA from Trypanosoma rangeli, 819 nucleotides. RefSeq lists its product as uncharacterized. The transcript has a single exon. NCBI's taxonomy places the organism in Eukaryota, Euglenozoa, Kinetoplastea, Trypanosomatida, Trypanosomatidae. The record is from RefSeq and is a predicted model, not a curated record. Bases 1 to 819 code for a protein of 272 amino acids.
AUGAAUCCUCUCGCGAGGGCGUUGCAGCUGCAGCACACCCGCUGCGAGGUCUAUCAUCUGUGGGACGCCAAGUUUCAUCUCGCGCUGUCCGGCGCACUGAGUGCAGCGGACCUGUCUGGGAUUCUUAACGACACCAUCAUCACCGCUUUUCAGCAAGUGAGCUCGUCGUUGCGCCAGCUGCAAGAUGCCGUUCGGGGAGAGACGGGAGCGGAAGGAGACGAGGCUGCUGCGCUGCAAUUUUUAGAUGCAUGGAUCGAUCGCCUCCAGCGCAUUGAACAGGAGCACUACCACACCUCCGUUCGCUUGUCGCAACGCAUCGCUGAGCACUGUACUGCCAUGCCACCCGCGCAACCUGGCACGAGGGAGACGGCUACGACGUGCGAGGUGACGACGGAUGUGGUACAGGGUAGUAGUGUGAAGGCGACCCCCACAGAGCAUCGUGGACCUUGUGCAAGCCUGCACGACGCGGAGCUGUGCUUACUGCGGCAAUUAGUGCCCAUGACGACCCAAAAGGCCUUUAAGUUUGUCUCGUGUCGUGAUGCCACGUCGUUUUCCUCCGAUGAUGAAGAUGGUAACGCACAGGACGAGUGUGGCGGGCAAGAGGCGAACAACGCAAUCGGCGAGGAGGAGCAGGUGUCUUUUAUGCUACCGUCUGGUGUCGCGGCGGUGUACGCCCCGCGGAGGGUGCGGCAGUGCUGCCAAACUUUCAACGAGGCGGUGCUGCCGCUAUGGAGUGCGAAGCGGAGUCUGAUGCAGCAGCUGCAGGAGUGGACGGAGGAGCUGCAGGCGGAGCUGGCCAGUGUGGCCGCACCUAAAUAA